This is a messenger RNA of Plasmodium yoelii, 10107 nucleotides long. Its product is annotated as translational activator GCN1, putative. The transcript is spliced from 2 exons. Gene Ontology annotation, cellular component: cytosol. Gene Ontology annotation, molecular function: protein kinase regulator activity. The record is from RefSeq and is a predicted model, not a curated record. NCBI's taxonomy places the organism in Eukaryota, Apicomplexa, Aconoidasida, Haemosporida, Plasmodiidae. The coding region runs from base 1 to 10107 and encodes 3368 amino acids. Gene Ontology annotation, biological process: regulation of translation; cellular response to amino acid starvation.
AUGGAGAAAGAACGUACUAACAUAGAGGAAAUAUAUAAUUUUAUAUAUUUUAAGGAUGAAAUAAAAAGAGAUAAAUUUGAAUAUUACAAAGAUGUGAUUAAGAGUAUAUUAUGCAACAACAAUGAAGAAGAAAUAGUUGAGUUUGUUAAUUUGCUAUUUUUUACUAAAGACAUAAAUUAUAUAAAAAAUAAUUUAUCUAUAUGUUUAGAUUUACUAUCAAAAGUUAUAAAUGAAUUAGAUAAUGAAAAGUUGAAAAAUAAUUUGUAUAUGUAUAUAUUGAAAAGAAUAAAUAGUAAAAUACACUUUAUUGACAAUUUUAAUAAAGCAUUAGUCUGUAAGAAAAUAUUUUUCUUUUGUUCAGAAUAUGAGAAUUUAUUAAAAGACAUAAAAGAAUUAACAUCAUUUAAUAAUUUAUUUAUAAGUUGUUUGGAGUUUUUAGAUAAUUUAUUUUAUAGUAAUGAUAAAUUAGAAGAGUUAAAUACAAAGUAUCGUUUGAUAAAAAAAAAUAUAAUAAAACAAUUGAUACGUAUAUUUGUUAAUAUAGGUAAAAAUGAUGAUAUAGAGAAUGACUCCAAAGGUGUAUACAAAUUAGGUGGUGAUGAAGAAAUAUUAGAAGGGGCGGAUAAACGAUUUUAUAACUUUUUACAGUUGUGUAAUUGUAAUACGAAUGGAAAAGGUAUUUAUUACAUUGUUGUAGAAGCCUUUGGACAAUUUUUAAAUAGAUAUAAUAAUAGUUAUAAUUAUAUAAACGAUAAUAAAAGAUAUAUAAAAAUAUUAUCACAAGGAUUUAUUAAUCUUUUAAAUUCAAAUAAAGAAAUAUUAUUAAAAAUAAAUAAAUCAUUUAAAUAUAUAUUUCAAGCAUGGAAUGAUGAAAAUAUUUUUGGUACAAUACUAAAUAAUUAUCAUAGAUAUGACGAAGUAGCCUUAAAAAAUGCAUCUGCUUUUUAUUAUUAUUGCGAUUUAUAUAAUAAAGACCAUUUAAAUAACUUGCUAGAAAUAGUUAUAAAUUUGAAAAAAAAUAAAAAUUUGGAUAAUUGUGAUAUAUUAUAUUUUAUCAUUUUUUAUAAAUUCCACAUAAAUAAUGAUAACGAUAUAAUAUUAAAAAAGAUGUUUGAAAAUAGUGUCAAACUAAACUUAGUAAAAUUUAAUGAGAAAAUAAUUUUUUUAAAAAGUGUAAAAUAUCUUUUAUCUAUGGAAAAGAGUAAAGAAAUAAAAGACAUUGUUCUAUCAAAUAAAAAUAUGAUAAUAAAAUAUUUAAAAAACGAUUUAAAUGAAGAUGUACAAUUAGAAGCUUUAUCAUUUUUGAGAACUGUUUCAUGUGUUUUGAAAAAUGAUAAAGAAAUAUAUUCAUCUUUUUCUAAUUCAGUUUUUGAGAUUAUGGAAAAAUUUGGGAAAACAAAUGAAAAGUUUUUAUAUGAAGCAUUGUUAUAUUAUAUUGGUUCUGUUAACAUUAUAGACACAAAUGAAAAGUUUUUAACUUAUAUAAAAAAUUUAUUAAAUUUAUGUUUAACAAAACAAAUAUUGAAAUAUAUAUUUGGCACGAAUUUAUUUCUUCUUUUGUUAAUUAAAAGUAAGCAUAUAUCAUCUGUGAAGAAUAUUAAUUCUUAUAUUACUGAAGGUGUGAAUAAAAGUAUAUAUAACAAAGACGAUAUAUUUUACUUAUAUGAUAUAAAUGAAAUUAAGAAUAUUCCAUCGAAUAAGUUUUUCUUUUAUUUAUAUUCUCUUUUACUAUUGCUUGAGCAAAUGGUUAACGACGAUAAAAGCCUAUGUGUUGAGUACAUGAGCAAGGUGAAUAAAGAUUUUGUAAAAUAUAUAUGUUUUGAUGAAAUAAAUUCAAUGCAUUUUCAAAAUGUAUUGUUCAGGGAAAUUAAUAAGAAAAAUAAGAUAGAGGAUUCAGUAACUCAAGCAUCAGAUAAAAUAAUUGGAACUGGUUCGCGAGUCGAAAGUAAAAAAAGUGAGAGUAAUUCUCAAAUAGAGGGUAAAAAGGGUAUGUCUGUAUCACAAUUAGGAAUCAAACAACUUGAAGAUAAAAAUAAAAAAUUAGAUAACUUGCAUGUGUUAAUUUUUGGAAUUAUUUUCGGGUUUCUUAAUUAUUUAGAAAAAAAUAAAUAUGACAAAAAAAGCGAUAUAUACAGAAAAGCAGAAAAGAGUUUCCAAGGCUAUACAUUGAGUUUAAAAAAUGAUAAAAUAAUUAAUGAGGGUAAUAACGAAUAUCAAAAUUAUGUUGAAGAUUUUGAAGUUUUAUUAGAUAUAUUGUUAAUGAAAAAGGAAAUAUAUGAAUUAUUUGUUUAUCAUUUUUAUAUAUACUUAUAUAUGUAUUGGGAUACAGAUAAAUAUCGUAAUAAUAAUACAUAUGUUUUAAAGAAAUUUAUUUACAUAUUAUUUUCUUAUGCUGAAAACGUUGAAAUGGAUCAGAUUGAAAAAGAGAAUAUCUAUAUGUUAUUAUUUUUGUGUUUUUGCCAUGAAAAACUUUAUUAUAAGAAUAUGAAAUGUUAUUUAACACGAAGAAGAAUGAAAAAUGUAAUUUCAAGACAAGUUUUAAACAAAGUUAAUUUAGAUACAGUAUUAGCUUUUAUAUUAAAAGGGUCAAAUUAUUAUAAUAAUAAAUUACACAAAAAGGUUUGCUUCAACAUGAUUGAAUCGCUUUGCUUAUUAAAAGAUGUUGAAAUUAAUGAAAAUGGAUUUGCAAAAGAUAGAAAACAAAAGAAGAUGGACGAUUAUGGAUUAAGCCAUGAUAAUAAAAUUGGGAUAAAAAAAAAAGAAAAAACAAUAUGCCAUAUUUCGAAAAAGAACAUUGUAGACACAGAUCACGAUGCUAGAUCAAAUGGGCGAAUUUUGAUCACAAUAAAAGAUGAUAAUAUAAAAAAUAAGUUAAUAGUAUUUACAACUAGCUUAAUUGAUAUACUAGAUGAAAAAAGUGUAAAGAAUAUUAAUGAAGAUGAAAUAGAAAUAUGUAAAUGCCAAUAUAAUACGUUAUAUUCUGAUAGAAAUGUAUAUCAAGCAACAGUUGCAGUUGAAAAUAAGAACAUAAAAAGAAACAAACAUUUAUUUUCAAUGUAUGAUGAAGAGACUGCUGAAUUAAUUAUGGAAGAAGAAUUAAAUAAAAUUAAAAAACAGACCAAUACAAAUUCUCCUAAGAAUAAAAAGGGUGUAAAAGGAAAAGGAUUAACAAAAGAAGAUCUUGAAAUUGAAGAAAUAAAAAAACAAAAUAUCAUACGUAAAAGGGUCUAUGAAAUAAUUGAAAGGAAUAAAUAUAUAUUAAAUUGUAUUAAAGAAAUGAGUUAUAUUAGUGACAUAUUUAAUCCAAGUCAUAUAAAUAUUUUUAUAAAAAAAAUAAUGAUAUUUUUAAAAAAUGAUUUAACAUCUAGAUACUCUCAAAAGUAUCUAAAUGUAAUUAUUGAUAAUAUGAUUAGUACUAAAAUGUUAAUAUGCAAAAAUAAGAUUACUAGAUGUUUGUAUAAUAUAAGUAAAUAUAACAAGGGUGAUGAUUCAGCUAUAUUGAUAUUUAGUUCUUUUAAUAUUAACAAAAAAAUAUCCUAUGUAUUGACAUUAUUUUUAUUUCCUAUAAUUCUUAAUAGUAUUAAUAUUAUUAAUGACAAAGAUUCCACAUUAAAUAUAUUAAAAACGUUGGACAUUUUAUUGUAUUCUAAAACUAAGAUAAAUGAUGGGGAUAUUAUCAAAUGUUUACAAAUAUGUUUUGAUAAAUAUCCAGAUUUAGAUACAGAGCUUGAAUCAUUUUUAUACAAUUUUAAUUCAUAUUUAUUAAACCAAAAAAAUAUAAAACAAUUUUUACAAUUAUGUGUAACGGAUAAUGAGCAACGUCGAUUUAUUAUCAUCAAAUCGUUGCAUAAAUUUGUAAUAGAUAAUUUUUGUUCGAAUAAUGAGGGAGAUAUAUAUAAUGAUAAAAGUAAGGAGUCUAUUGUGGAAAUGUUUAAUGAUGAAUUUAUACACUUAUAUAUUAAUAUAUUUAAAAAUGAUUAUAAUAAAGAUACACAAAAGAUGUGCCAAGAAAUAUUAUCAAAGUUGAAUAUUGCACCUGUUUCUGAUCAAAGUAAAUUAAUAGAUUCGUUACAAAAGGAAUGUUAUGAUUUUCAAGAUAUGGUAUGUAAAACAAUAGCAUUUUCGAUUGAUAAAAAAAAUACCAAAGAUUUAAUUUUGCAAUUGACAUCUAAAUAUAUAAUUUUUAAGGAAUAUGGUAAGAUUGGUAUUUUAAAAACUAUAGAUCAGCUAGCGAAAUGUUAUUAUAUUAAUGUUAUUGAUAAUGUCGAAUUUAUUUUAAACUUUUUAUUGGGUUUAUGUUUAGAAGAAAAAGCGGAUAUAGGCAAAAUAAAAGAUUAUGUAAUUUUAUGUGGUACUUCUGUUAUUAAUAAAUAUAAUGAAUAUUUGUUAAAAUGUAUGAAGAGAUACCAACAAAAUGGAAAGGGAAAUAAAUCAGGUUUUAAUAGGCGUACUAGAGAUGCAAUGAGCAUAAGUGAUGAUUAUAACGAUGAAGAAAAUAGUUGUGGAUCCGAUUUCUUAUCAUCUGACGAUGAUAUGGAAAUUCUAUCCAAUUGUAGAAAUAAUAAUGGAUCGAGCAAAAAGAAAAAUAACAAAAAUGUCAGUAAAGAAUUAUUCGAAGAAUCAUUUAAGAAAAUAUAUAAUGUUUUGAACAAAUAUCGAGAUAAUAAAAAAAGUAAAAAUAAAACCACUGUGGAUUUAAUUGUUGUAAUGUUUUACGGAUGCUUAGGAUCGAAUUUAAAAAAGGAAUCGUUAGAAUUGUUGAACAAAUUAAUAGAACAAAUAUUGCAUAGGGAUACGGAUAAUUUUACGCAAAUUGAAAUUAGUAAUAUAAUACCCAAGUUUAUAGAAAAUUUAAUGCAGGGUAAUAAUGACGAUGAAGAGGAUGAAAAUGGAGAUAUUGAAUAUAAUAUAAAUGGCGAAAAUAAUAAAGCAAAAGGAGUAUCUAUUGAUGAUAAAACUGGAAAAAAUAACAAAAAAAAUAGUAAUAAUAAUGUGGAUGGCAAAGAUAAUAAGAAGAAAGCAAAAAAUGCUAAAAAAUCAUCAAUAACGGGUGUUUCAAUAGAUAGCUUAAUUUAUUUAGAAAAAUAUGAUGUUAGUUUGCUGAUAGAAAAUAUAUUUAAGUUAUUAAUUAGUAACAAAGAAUUAAAAGUAAGAAAAGGAUGUUGCCUCUUAUUAGGUAGUGUUAUAAAGGCGCACGGAAUGGGUAUCCUAAAAAGUUAUAAUAUAUUGGAUAAGAUUAAUUCGAAUAUUAACUCAGAAGAUAUAAUUAAAAGACAAAGUUUUUAUUUAACAUAUGGAUGCUUGUUUAAAGUAUUAAAACAUAAAUUUGAGCCAUAUAUCUUAAAAAAUUUUAAUUUGUUAUUAGAAUGCUAUAAAGACAAUGUAAAUAACAUAAGAGUAUUAGGUAUAAAUGUUGUAGAAGAGAUAUUAAAUGAUAUAGGUAUAUAUGGUUUGAAAAAGAUUAUGCCUUUUAUUAUAUUUAACUUAAAAAAUCAGAGUAUAAAAAGUAAGGACAUAAUAGCAUAUUUAGAUAUACUACAUUUAAUAAUUUCUAAAUUUGAUAUAAUAAAUAAUCUUGAUAAUGAAACUUUAGUAAGUUUAAUAAAUACAUUAUGUGAAUUAGUUUCAGAUACAAACGCAAAAGUAAAAGAAAUAUGUAUUAAAAUAUUUAAUAAACUUGAAAAGAAUAUAACAAAUAUGGAAAUAAAAAAUAUUAGUAGGCAAUUAUUAUUAUGUAUAUAUUCACCAAAUGACAAUCAUUUAUGUGAUUUUUUAGAUAUGUUUGCAUCAAUAUCUUUUGAGUAUAAAAUUAAUAAUAUAUCUUUAUGUCUGUUAUUUCCAAUAAUUAAAAAGGGUAUUAACAAUAUAAGGUUGGAUAUAAAGAAAAAAUCGCUACAAAUAUUUUACUUUUUAAUACAUCUAGUAAAUGACCAAUCACUAUUUAUUAUAUAUUUUGAUAGCAUAUUUAAAACGUUAGCAAUCUUAUUAAAUGAUGCAAUACCAGAAAUACGAUACCUUACAGCAAAAUCAGUAGGAAAUAUUUCCCAGUUUUUAGAUAUCAAUAAAAAAUUAUAUUAUAUACAAUAUAUAUUUAAUAUUUUAUUAACCACUUCAUCAUUAGUUGAAAAAAGUGGUGCCUCUUUGUGCUUAUGUUCAAUUUUAUCUAAAUGCUCUGAAAGCAUAGCUUAUAAGUUUAUUUCAAAAAUGGUUCGAAUGAUUGAUGUUAAGAAAUAUAUAGAAGCAAAGAAUAUUCAGUUGAAAAAAAGUUUGAAGGAAAAUAAUGAAAAAAAUAGCAAAGGUAAAAAAGGUGCAGAAAAUAAAGAGUUAAAAGGAAAGAAAAAGAAAAAAAAUGCCACAAAUAAAAUUAAGAUGGGAUCAGAUUACUCAGAAGAUGAUGAGGAUUAUUCUGAAGAAAUCGAAGAUGACGAAAACAGCAGUGAGGAGAGCUAUGAGAGCAUAAGUGAGGAAGACGAAGAAGAUGAUGUUGAAGAUGAAGAUGGAGAUGAAGAAAAUGAAGAAGAAGACAUGAGUGAUAAUUCUUAUGAAGAAUCCGAUUUUGAAGAUGAUUAUGAAAAUGAAUUUAGCGAAGAAUCUGAAAAAGAAGAAGGUAGUGAUUAUGAUGAAGAAUAUGAUGACGAUGAUGCAGCAUUUACAGAUGAAAUGAGUGAAAAUAAUGAUGAAUUAUUAAACAAAGGAGAUAAAGAUUAUUAUUUAAAUGGAUAUUAUUUAAUAGAAAAGAAUGAGGAUAAUAGUUAUUGCUUAGAAUUCGACGAUGAUUUAAUUAAUUGGAAAUUAAUAUACGAUAAAAAAGUAAUAAAUAGUGAAAAUUCCAAAGAGGGUUUAAUUGGUUUUUUUAUUUAUAUGCCUGAAUGUGAACCAUAUUACACUGAGAAAUUUUUAAAAAAAAUAUUUCAAAAAUUGAUGUUAUGUUUAAAUGAUAAUAAUGAAAAAAUACGAGAUAUUACAUUAAGAGCUUGUAAAGUAUUAAUAAAUGCUUAUUCAAAAAAUAAUACAUCAUUAAUUUUGAAAUUUAUUGAAAAUAAAAUAUAUAAUAGAUAUUGGAGAAUACGAAAAGAUAGUGUAUUAUUACUGAAUAUAUUAAUUGAGAAAAAUUUAGAAAUAAACAAAGAGGAGAAGGAUAUAGGAAGGUUGCACGUGUUACAUGAGCGUUUUUAUUUUAUGUUAUCAUUGAUAUGUAUAAUGAAAAAUGAUAAAAAUAUAAAUGUUAGACAAACUUCUUAUAAUAUAUAUAAGAAUUUUGUAAACAAAAGAAUAUUACAGGAAAUGUGGCCUAUAUUAUUAAAAAAAAUAACUCAAAAUUUAUCAUCAAAAAAUAAUUCGAAACAAUAUAUUAGUGCAUUGGCAUUAGGGGAUUUAGUAUUCAAAACCGAUUCGAAUUCCUUAAACACAAUAAUAGAAAAUAUGAUUAAAGAUUUUAAAACAACAAAAAAUUUAUCUAUAAAAAAAGGAGUUUCUCUUGGAUUUUAUGAAAUAUUUUCAAAAGGCAAAUUCAAUAACUUAAUAGUAAAUUAUAUACAUGAUAUUAUUUACAUGAUAAAAGAAUUAGCAUGUAAUAAAAAUGCAUCAGAUAUAAUUAAAUUGUUAUCAUUAUUAUUAGUAAAUAUUGAUAAGCAUGUUUUAAAAGAUAUUAUCAAUGAAUUAGUUAACACAAUAGUUAACAAUAAGAAGGAUGAUAAGAAUAGUACCAACUCUUCGAUUUCUGACGAAUUAAUAAGUUUCAAAAGUAUAAAAUUUUUUUUAAAUAUUCACACAGAUUUAGUUAUCGACUAUCUGGUUUCCAGUGCUUUAACUCCUCCAUACAAUUUCGGAAAGUUGAAAUUAUUAUCAUAUGUUUCAUAUGCUAAGUUAGAUUCAUAUUCUCAUUUGUUUAUUAAGAUUAUUCAUAUUUUUAUCGGAUUGAUAUUUUUUAAUUUAAAGGAUGAAAAUAAUUAUCCAUAUGAUACUAAAAAUUACUCAAAUGUGGAAUUGAGUUAUAAUAGCAAGGAUAGUGAUAUUCGAAGGAAGAUAAAUAAUAGUGGAAGUUUGAGUGAAUCUGAGAAGGAAAUAAAUAAGUUUGAUCCAAAUUCAAGUAGUAAUAAUGAUAGACAUGCAAAUUCUGAGAUUUAUGAUAAUGCUGAAAAGGAUCCAAAGUUUAAGGAACUAUAUAAAUAUAAACAAGAAAAUAGUUUAAAUUUCGAAGAAAUAAUAAUUUGCUUGAAAUUAUUUUUGAAAAAUAUUAAUGAAAGAAAUAUAGAUAGCAUAACCGAAAUUUUAUUUUCUGAGUUGAAAAAAUAUGACUGUAAAAUAGACUUGUCAUAUAGCAAUAUAGAAAAAUAUAAAUGUGAAGAAACUUGUGAAGAUAAAAAAAGUGAGGGAAUAUAUACAUUAGAAGAGUAUUCAAAAGUUAUUUAUGGAGAGAAAUUAAAUGAAUUAAAAGAUAAAUGCGAAUAUGCCAAUUUUUAUGGAAAGGUACGAGAAAUAAUUUUAUCUAUUUUAAAAUAUUUAUUAGAUAUAAUAAAUGAAGGAGAUAUAUGUUCAAAUAGCAAUGAGCAUCAAACACAAGUAGAAAAUGUAAAUCACGGAAACACAAUUAAAAACGUUAUAAAUAAAAAAAAACAUAUUCGCAAAAAAAUAAAUAUACUAAAUGAGUAUAGAAUAGAAACUUAUCUUACCGCUUUGUCAAAAUAUGCAUUUGUGGAUAUAAAUAAAAAUGUAUUAGAAAUAGCUUGUGUUAUUUAUAUGUAUUUAAUCGAGUUAGUUAAAAAAAUCGAUAGUUCUUAUAGUUAUAUUGAUACGUUUUAUAGUAUUAUUAAUAAAUAUAGUACAGAUAGCAAUUUUAAUGAAAUUCCUGAUGAUAAAUAUGAAUUAGUUGGAUUAAAUUUAAACAAGCCAUUAUUUUCAACGUUCAUAAAUUUAUUUACAAAUGUAAUAUUGUUAUCGCCGAAUUCAGAUAUAAAGAUAAAAGCUAUUGAUACGUUGAGAAAACUAUUUUUAUAUACGAAUAAAGAGAUAUCGAGUGGAUUUAUUUUAAAAACAUCAGGCGCAUUAAUACGUAUAUUAACAAAUAAAUAUAUAGAGCAAGCAAAAAUAUAUAUUUUUUCGACUUUUGAAGUGUUAAUUAAAAAAGGAAGCAAUUAUAUAAAACCAUUAAUACCACAAUUACAAACCUGUAUUAUAAAAUCAUUAAAUAAUGAAAAGUUAAAAAAACCAAUUAUACAUAUAUUAAAUAUUAUAUCAGAAAAAAAAUUAACACGAGGAGAUUUAUUAGUAAAUGACUUAUUAAAUAAUAUUAAUGUCCAAAUUAGUUUACAUCAAUCUAUGACAAUAUUAAUGGUAUUAUCAAAUAUUUUAAAUAAUAGUGAUUUAAAUAUUAAAAAUAUAUUAAAUAAAAUUAUUACAUGUAUUAAACCGCUAUUUAAUCAUGCGAAUAAUGAAAUAUCUUUUUAUUCAUGUAAAAUUUAUGUAUUAUUGUGUUUAUUUCACGCACCAAAUAAAAAACAAUAUUUAGAAGGAAUAUUACCAUUAUCCAGUAAAGACAAUAUAGAAGCAACUACACAUUAUUUUAUGUUGCAUUUAAGUGAAGUAAAUAAUUUUUAUGAUAUAUUGAAAAAAGAUAAUUUGUUGGACAAUUUUAAAACAUUAUAUAUUAAUAUGUUGAAAGAUGGAAAUACCAAUUUACAAAAUAUUAUUUUCCAGAUUUUUUAUAACUUAUCAAAAUGCGACGAUGAUUGUUUAAUUUUUAUUUUUAACAAUUUAAAUUUGUUAAAAUUGCCUCCUUUUGUUAUGAUUUCUAUUGAAAUACAUCGAUAUUAUUUUAAAGCAAUUAAAAAUAUAUUCAAAAAGAAACCAGACAUAUAUAUGACAAAUAUUCCAAACUUUUUGAUUGUUAUUGAAAAUCUUUUAAUGUGCACAAGUACUACAAUUCAUGCUUUCAAGCUAUUGGGAGAGAGAUGUGCCUAUCGCUUAUUUGAUAUAGGUAACAAAAAUCAGUAUGACGCUAAAAUGACUAUUUUAAAGGAAAAACUGGAAGAUAAAAAGUAUAGCAAUCUAGUUGACUAUAUAAAUACCGUUUUGGUUAAAAAGGGAAAUGUAACCGAUUCGGAAUAG